AGAAACUUCAGUGAAAAGCCGGUUACUGCUCUUGGUGGUACUUGCAAGGUAUCAGUACCGAGUUUUUUUACAUCGCGUAAGAUUUAAAUAAAACUGUGGUCGACAGCGAUUUUGGAGGUGAUAGUGCAUGAAAUGGUUUUAAAUUUUUGUGGUUAAUCUUUUGGUUUUGUGAUCUUCAAUAUUUUUGCAAAAUGCAAGUUUUGGAGCUGCACUUGGCGGAUUAUGAUGAGUCGUACAAAAAUGGAACGAACGCAGUUUUGGAUAUCGCUUUUAGGAAAGUUAACAAAAAUUUUACCGCAUUUCAAAUAUGGAGAGUAGAGAAUAUGUCGAUUGUUGCCCUACCAAAAGAUCAAUAUGGAAUAUUUUAUGAUACUGAUUCUUACAUUAUAUACGCAUCCUCACUAUGCGAUCAACCAGCAAGCAUAGAUACCGUGCCCAAAGAAAUCAAGGGUGCUACUUUAGAAUAUCACAUUCACUUUUGGUUGGGAGCAAAUACGAACCCAGAAAAAUCCGGGGUGGCUGCUUAUAAAUCGGUGGAGUUGGAUGCCUUUUUAAAUUCACAAACAAUCCAGCAUAGAGAAACACAAGGAAAUGAAAGUUCCAGAUUCUUGAGCUAUUUUAAAAACGGAUUUAAAGUACUUAAGUCGGAAUUAAUAUUAAACGGUAACAAAUCUCAACCAAAACUGUAUAAAGUAAAUGGUAAAAGAACACCCGUUUUGACCGAAAUAAAUAAUGUUUCGUGGGAGCAUUUUAAUAGUUCUGAAGUGUUUAUUUUAAAAACAGAAAAAUGUCUUUUUGUAUGGAUCGGACGAGCUGCAGCUUCCAUAGAAAAGAUGCACGCAACAAAAAUUUGUUUGGAAAUGAAGGAGAGUCUAAAAAUAUCAAACAUCGUGUUUGUGGAUGAUGGUUAUGAGAAAACUAUGGAUGAUAGUUAUAAAAACGAGAUUAACAAAUAUUUACCAUUGGAUAAAAGGCAUAUUUUGCCUGAAAGUUCCAUGGAAGAAGCUACUACUUUAAGCGGUAGAAACAAUAUAAGGCUUUACAAAUGUUCAGAGAACAAUGGAAAAUAUAGGGUUACAGAGUUAAGAAGCGGACCAUUUUUACAAGGAGACUUGAACCCAGAUGAUGUUUAUAUUGUCGACCAAGAGUCUUAUGGUAUCUGGGUAUGGGUCGGUAAAAGAGCCAACGAUAAAGAAAGGUCCGAAGCUUUAAGAAACGCCAGAGGAUUUGUAAAAAAGAAAAAAUACCCCAGCUAUACCAAAGUAACCAGAGUUCUCGAUGGACACGAGCCCAUGGAAUUCAAAAUGCUGUUUCCAUUUUGGAAGAGCGAAUCACCAAUAAAAGCAAACAAACCAAAGAUGUUGGUAUCCAAAUUCGAUGCAGAAACAUUGGAAGAUCGGCCUCUUCUUGCCGCUGAAGUCCAGUUAAUCGACGAUGGCUCUGGCAGCACCACCAUAUGGAGGGUGAAACAAAACAAUAUUGUCGAGCUACCCAAGGAACGUCAUGGUUUCUUUUUUUCCGGGGAUUGUUACAUAAUUUUGUACAGCUAUCAACCAACUGCUGAGUUGAAGCAUUUGCUUUACUGCUGGCUGGGUUCCCACGCCACCCAAGAGGAUAUAAAUUGCACCACUCAUAAAGUAAGCGAAAUAGAUGAUGAGCUAGGCCAUCUAGGAUUUCAAGCAAGAAUAAUCCAAGGGCGAGAAACGGCUCAUUUCUUGCAAAUAUUUGGAGGAAAAUUUAUAACUUUUAAAGGAAAAGGAACUGACUUUGAUGAAUCUGGAAGAAAUCUAAAAAAUCCAUCUCAAUACAUGUUGCAAAUAUUUGGAUCCACUUUAUAUAGCAGCAAAGGUGUUCAAGUGGUGGCUAAAGCUUUAUCUUUAAAUUCGAAUUACUGUUUCGUAAUGAAAAGAGGCAAAAGAGCGCAUGUCUGGUGCGGAAAUUAUUCGACAGGCGACCAAAGGGAAAUGGCAAAACUUUUUGCUGGCAAAGAUUUUGAACUUGUAUUGGAAGGAAAGGAAAAAGAUGAUUUCUUUUCUUUAAUAGGAGGUAAAACUGCCUAUAAUACGCAGCUAAUGAAAAAUGACUAUGAUGCUAGAACACCAAGACUUUUUAACUGUAACACUAACACAAAUAACUUUAAAGUUGAAGAACUAAUGUAUUUCACCCAAAAAGAUCUAAUCCCAGAAAACAUUAUGCUCCUAGAUUUACAAGAUUGUUUAUACAUCUGGAUAGGUAAACUGAGUUCCAGAGAAGACCAAAGGUUGAGUAUUAAGAUGGCUAUAGAAUAUCUUCAAUCAGACCCUGCUGGUAGGGAUAUGAAUAUAGCCAUAAUAAACGUUAAACAAGGAAAGGAACCGCCUACAUUUACAGGACUUUUUCCUGCUUGGGAUAAAAAAUUUUGGAAGCAUUAUAAGUCGUUUGGAAAAAUCAGACAUGAUAUUGAAAUAUCAAGCAAUAAUAUUAAUGGUAAAGCAACUAAUGGCUACACCCAAGAAAAAUCUGGACAUAGCGAUUUUGACCAGUUUGAUAAAUACCCCAUUAAUAUUCUAAAAGAACCAAAUGAGAAACUGCCUGCAAGGAUUGAUCCUUUAAACAAGGAGUUGCAUUUAACACACGACGAUUUUGUUUCGCUUUUUAAAAUGAAAUAUGUCGAUUUUGAAAAAUUACCAAAAUGGAAACGACAAGAAAUGAAGAAAACAUGUGGGUUGUUUUAGUUUUAGAUGUUUAAGUAUAUUAUUUUUAAUAUUAUUCAGGCAAAAAGACCUUCGUCUAUAAUGAUUG
Molecule: messenger RNA, 2781 nt
Organism: Brassicogethes aeneus
Lineage: Eukaryota; Metazoa; Arthropoda; Insecta; Coleoptera; Nitidulidae
Source: the annotation of a GenBank genome assembly